CAAACACUCACGUAGCCAUGUGGGUGCCCCAUAUAGAAUGAAGGUUUGAUAUAAAGCAACGCGAAGGCUGUCGGCCGGACGAUAAUGGUAACGAAACCUGGUAUCUUGUGUUUGAACGAACUCUUAACGAAGAACCCGAGACGGAUACUUGUUGGCAAGGAGACAAGUAGCCGGUGUUUACAGACGUUUAUACAUAGGUGUAUACACAACGAUGUACACAAACCCUGUCUGUCGUGACAUCAAGCAUAUCAACGUUUACGUGAAUGAUUACAACAGAGAAAUAACUGGCAGUAGGUCUGAUUAAACAUCAGCCAUAUGCCACAAGGAAGUAAUCGGGAAUCCAGACUGAGAUUGUUCUGUGAUUGAUGCUCUUGAAACAUUCCUGGAGGUCAACUGGCAACUGCUGAGAAGACUCGUGACCGCGUGCCGGCUUCCAAGUGUCUUAAUCCUUAUCUUGGUGGUAUUUAUAAAAAAACAAACUCUUUGAAUAAAAGGACAUCAAUGCAGAUUGUCAGCGCAUGAAGAUGUAGUUUUGAAUAAUUAUUGCAUUACGUAAACUUUCGAUAACGAAUAUGCUAUAAAUUCAGGGAAUUUGGAGAUUGGAUGGGAUGCCAAGAAUAUGUUGUUGCUUCAUAACCUGACAAGAACAUCUGACUCAAUGACUUCCCUUGUACCAACACCUCUUCCCGAAACAUGUCAACCAGACUGGGACAACGAUCACGAACGUGUUAAGAGAAUUGUGUUAAUACCCUUGUCAAUCUGCAUCAUACUGAGCAACGGGGCAGUGUUACUCUUCAUAGCAUUACAGAGGAAGUUCCAUCGUCCAACUUACUGGUUUGUGACAUCACUAGGAAUAGCAGACAUGUGUAUUGGCUUCGUGUCAAUAGGUACAGUGGCGACGAAGGCAAAUGAGUCAACUUUAAACGUGUGUCUUGUCAGAAUAGGAUUCACAAUCAGUGGAAUUCAAGCAUCCACGAUGUGCGUCAUGUGGAUUGCCAUUGACCGAUAUAUUGCAAUAACACGUGCUUUGAGAUACACGCAGAUAAUGACAACGAAGAAAGUCGUCUUUGCCAUGGUGUGGAUCACCACACAGUCACUUCUCGUGGGAUUCGCGCCUCUGAUUGGCUGGAAUAAUGCGACUUAUAACCAGUACUGCUCUUUUUUAUUCGUGGUAUCACCUGGAUAUGUUGUGCUGAUAUUCAUUAUAGGGGUGGUGCCUAUUUUGAUAGUGUUUGUCAUAUACGUUCGAUUGUACUGCAGUGCAAGAGGCCACAUCAAGCGAAUCGAUGCUUUAGAGCAACUCGGUGUGACCCGGAAGUCAAGUGGAAUCUUUGGCAUUUCCGCCCGGAACUGGAAGUCAGUGAAAACUCUUCUGUGUGUGAUUGGCUGUCUGUUGAUCACGUGGUGUCCUUUCUUGAUAGCGACUGUUGUUCAGUUGGUCUCCGGAGAGAAAGCUUGUUUCUUAAAGGAAAUUAUUGGAACAUAUUUAUUGAUAUUGGGGUUUUCUAAUUCGUUUCUUAAUCCACUAAUCUAUGCAGUGGGAACGAAGGAUUUCCGGGACAACUUCAAAAGCACAAUAAAGCGGCAGUGUUGUCCAGCGUCAUAACCCUUCUAUAAGAGGACGUACAUGCCUUAGUGUAAGGACAACAACCCUUGCUGUGGUCAUACGAAAUCUCUGCUAAAAGCUGAGGCAAUUGUAAAAUUCUGAUUAUACCAUAAGCAUGCGUUUAUGAAUCACAACUGUAAUGAUCCCAGGUGUACGGGAAUAGGUGAGCGUAUUCUGCCCCACUGAUGGCACUCGUAAUAUAAUCAUCAGUCUGGAUCUUAUCAAACAAGAAACAAUUGUUGAAUUAAGAUUAUUGAUUGUAUAUAAAAUAUAAAAUAGAAACAAAAUAUUAAUGAAAGAAACUCGGAUGAUAUUGAUCUUCUAUGGGCGUUUACAAUUCCUGACAUUUGUAGUCAAAUCUAAAUUUUAUAUACGCAGUGGGAACAAAGAUUUCAGGGACAUUUUCAGAAGCACAAGAAAACCGCAGUGUUGACAAGCGUCAGAACCCUUCUGUUAGAUGACGUUUCUGACUGACCUCUAAUCUACUGACUUCUACCACUUGGUGAACAAAAACCUUCUAAGAUGAUUUAUUUAUAAAAGGAACACUUUACUUUGAACAAUUUAUGAACAGUUAUGGUUUCCCAGACCGAUAGGACGUUGUGGCGAAUGAUGAGUUAUUUCAUUGUGAUUCCAUGGGGCACAAACGGCAAUCGUUAAGGUAUCACAGACGAAUGCAGUAAUGCAAGAAUAUGCUGUUAUUGAUGCCGUGGUUAGGAUAUCCGCGCGUGUACACACGGCAAAACCUAGACAAAUGUUUGCCUUGUUCAGUUAAAGUGACUACAAUACCCUCUGUGCCUGGAAUUUCGGGCUGUGUGGUGUUAAAUCAAAGUUGUAUAUUUAUCAGCGCUGUUUCGCUUAAUACAAAUAUAACUCUACAUGUUUACAUUCUUGUUGAGGAGAUUCCAGGCUGUGAUUACGCCAGCGUGUAGGUUAAAAAAUAUAGUGCAAAAUAAUGCUCCUUAUGCAAACACUUGAAGGGCGAAUGUUUUCAAUUUGCAGGGAAAUUGUCGAGGGCAUAUUAAGAGUAACAUACAACACAAAUGUGAUAUCUUCUUUGGAGGCGUUUAGAAGUAAAGAAAAUGGUACAGAAUACAGUGUUAGAACCUACACCGAAAAUCUCUCCUAAUUGUUAUAAAAUUGGUUGGUUUGUUGUUUAACGCGGCACUCAGCAAUAUUCCGGCUAUAUGACGGCGAUGUGUAAAUAAUAUAUCUUGACCAGACGAUCCAGUGAUUGAUAUCAUGAGCAUCAAUUGGGUUGUUAUAAAGAAGUUGUUCAUCCAUGUAUCUUUUCGUUACUAAAUGUGAUAUCCUUUUGAUAUUAAACGUGUCACUAAAAACAAA
This is a messenger RNA of Haliotis rufescens (red abalone), 2947 nucleotides long. Its product is annotated as glucose-dependent insulinotropic receptor-like. Gene Ontology annotation, biological process: G protein-coupled receptor signaling pathway. NCBI's taxonomy places the organism in Eukaryota, Metazoa, Mollusca, Gastropoda, Lepetellida, Haliotidae. The transcript is spliced from 2 exons. Gene Ontology annotation, molecular function: G protein-coupled receptor activity. The record is from RefSeq and is a predicted model, not a curated record. Gene Ontology annotation, cellular component: membrane. The coding region runs from base 620 to 1606 and encodes 328 amino acids.